Eremothecium sinecaudum is the source of this 1257-nucleotide messenger RNA. It is a transcript of the gene KGD2, whose product is annotated as dihydrolipoyl transsuccinylase. Lineage: Eukaryota; Fungi; Ascomycota; Saccharomycetes; Saccharomycetales; Saccharomycetaceae. The transcript has a single exon. Bases 1 to 1257 code for a protein of 418 amino acids. The record is from RefSeq and is a predicted model, not a curated record. Gene Ontology annotation, molecular function: dihydrolipoyllysine-residue succinyltransferase activity. Gene Ontology annotation, biological process: tricarboxylic acid cycle. Gene Ontology annotation, cellular component: oxoglutarate dehydrogenase complex.
AUGUUAAGGUUAUCUGUUGCCGCUGUUUCUAGGAUUAGACAACCUGCUUUUAUUGACAUAUGUCGCAGAAGUUUCUUCUUGAGAGAUCAGAUUGUAGAUUUCAAGGGCAUUUCGGCCUAUAGAUUUGCGUCUACAUCUGUUCCAGUCCCUCCAAUGGCUGAAUCAUUGACAGAAGGUUCAUUAAAAGAAUUCACCAAACAAGUUGGCGAUUACAUCAGCCAAGACGAGUUGCUAGCCACAAUAGAAACGGAUAAGAUAGAUGUUGAAGUUAUCUCUCCUGUUUCUGGUACAAUCACCAAGUUAAACUUCCAACCUGAGGAUACCGUGACUGUUGGAGAUGAAAUAGCUCAGAUUGAGGAAGGUGCAGAGCCAGCGGGAGGAGCCAAGCCAAAAGACAAGGGUGCUUCUUCAGCUCCAGAAACCCAACCAAAGCAAGAAUCUGCUCCAGUACAGGAAUCUAAGCCAAAAGAGUCCACAGCUCCAACUACCCCAAAGGAAACCCCACGCGAAGCGCCAUCAAAAGCAGCUCAGUCCACAGCUAUCAUUUCAGACUUACCAUCGCGUGGUGAACGCAGGGUAAAGAUGAACCGUAUGAGAAUGAGAAUUGCAGAGAGAUUAAAGGAGUCUCAAAACACUGCUGCUUCUUUAACUACAUUUAACGAAGUUGACAUGUCUGCCCUCUUGGAAAUGAGAAAGUUGUACAAAGAUGAUAUUCUCAAAAAUAAAGGUAUUAAAUUUGGAUUCAUGGGUCUAUUUUCUAAGGCGGUAGCUUUGGCUCAAAAGGAUGUCCCAGCUAUUACUGGUGCCAUUGAGGGUGACCAAAUUGUGUACCGUGAUUAUGUAGAUAUUUCUGUUGCUGUUGCCACUCCAAAAGGAUUGGUUACUCCUGUUGUCCGCAAUGUUGAAUGUUUGUCAGUGUUGGAAAUUGAACAAGAGAUUGCUAAUCUAAGUAAGAAGGCCCGUGAUGGUAAGAUGACUUUGGAAGAUAUGGCUGGCGGAAACUUUACUAUUUCUAACGGUGGUGUGUUUGGUUCCUUAUAUGGUACUCCAAUUAUUAAUACUCCACAAGCUGCUGUUUUAGGUUUGCAUGCUGUGAAGGAAAGACCUGUUACUGUGAAUGGCCAGAUUGUCUCUAAACCAAUGAUGUACAUGGCAUUAACAUACGACCAUAGAUUAUUAGAUGGUAGAGAGGCUGUCAUUUUCUUGAGAACAGUCAAGGAAUUGAUUGAAGAUCCAAAGAGAAUGUUGUUGAUGUAG